Molecule: messenger RNA, 967 nt
Organism: Aspergillus neoniger CBS 115656
Lineage: Eukaryota; Fungi; Ascomycota; Eurotiomycetes; Eurotiales; Aspergillaceae
Exons: 1
Coding region: 226-816 (196 amino acids)
Source: RefSeq, a predicted model, not a curated record
GAAUUGCUGGUCCAGGGGAGAAGUAUAAAGAUUGCCCUGAUUCCUGCCCCUGAUCUGGAAGUCAGAUUACAACCAGAACAAUCAAACUCGCACAUCACAUCAAUAUCCUUAAUGCAAUAACACGACGACUACGUAUUGCCACCACUACCUCCCAGUGCGAUUAUCACCAGCACUCCUCUACAUCAAUUACCUCCUCGACACUUAUUCUUCACAACGUCAAACACAAUGGCCGGUAUCGAACUUCCUCCUUACCUGAUGCGUCAGGCCACCCGCACCAACAGCCGUAUUCCUCCCAUGGCUCGUCGCUCCGUCUCUCCCUUCCCCACUCGCAUGGCCGCUCUCUCCCGCGACAAGCUUCACAAGGAAGCCUCUACAAAGAACCCCGAUCUGCGCCGAUGCCUUGCUCACCACACUCUCCUGAACCGGUCCAUUGAAGCCGCCCAGCAAGACGUGCGUCGGCGCAUGGCAUCCUUCCACCUUGAUGAAGAAGACGAUGAUGACUUCACCACCUCCUACCACUCUACACCCAAUGAGGCUACGGCUGUGCCUCUCAUCCGGGUCCAGAUCACCAAUGCUGUGCGGGCUAUGGUCAAGCGUCGUGCUGCAGAUAGCCAACAGAACAACCAGCUGAAUGGGCUGACGCGGGUGUCGGCAAAUGCAGACAAGGCGGGUGCUUCGAACAACAACAGCAGCAGCAGCAGCAGCAGCAGCAGCAGUAGUAUGAGGAGUCUGAAGAGAGUCCCUCGUGUGGUCUUCGGUCGGCGUCGCUGGCCUUUGUAUGGAGCGGGGCCACUGCAGACUGGAUUGGUUAGCUGACACGGCAAUGGUUGCAGCAUUCAUAGUGUGGCUUCGUGACGGGCUACGGCUGGACCUCGCCUUUGGCAUCCCUGUUUUGUUCUCUUCAUUCAUCGACAUAUUCUUCUACUGUAUUACUUUAUUUUUUCCUCAUCCCUUGGACAGACAGGAU